CUGGUAAAGCAUAGGGAAGCAUUGUAAAGCACAGAGAGGUCUGGUAAAGCAUAGGGAAGCAUUGUAAAGCACAGAGAGGUCUGGUAAAGCAUAGGGAAGCACUGUAAAGCACAGAGAGGUCUGGUAAAGCAUAGGGAAGCAUUGUAAAGCACAGAGAGGUCUGGUAAAGCAUAGGGAAGCAUUGUAAACCACAGAGAGGUCUGGUAAAGCAUAGGGGAGCAUUGUAAAGCACAGAUAGGUCUGGUAAAGCAUAGGGAAGCAUUGUAAACCACAGAGAGGUCUGGGUAAACUCUGAGAUACAUUGUAGUUCUGUAGACCAGCUCUGGUGGUUGUACACAGUGUUUGAGGAUUGCUAACUACAGCAGCUAGACUAGAGCACAGUGUUGAUAACUCGUUUUGGCACAGCGGCUGCAGUUCUGACACAUAGCCACUAGAGGAGGCAGUGAUACUGGAUAGAAGUAUAUUAAUAAAACAUAAAGGAUGUCUACUUUUGUUCUCUUUGACUCAGUGGUUAGGGCGCUGGGCUGCAGUGUGGAAGGCAGCGGGUUUGAGGAGCUCAGUGGUUAGAGCGCUGGGCUGCAGUGUGGAAGGCAGCGGGUUUGAGGAGCUCAGUGGUUAGAGCGCUGGACUGCAGUGUGGAAGGCAGUGGGUUUGAGUAUCUCAGUGGUUAAAGGUUUUGAUCCCAGAUCUAAGGAAUGAACCAAUUCUUUUUUUAGACUGAAGUUCUGAGAGUACAUAGCCCCAGAAAGGUCAACUGAAAACCGCUGAGCGGACAGAAGCCCUGGGUGGGGGUGCGAUUUCUGCUUGAAUACACAUUAAAUCAUUAAAUAUCUUGCCAUUUUUAGAACUAAACAUUUUAAUAUAUAUAUAUAUAAUGUUUAUUUCUAAAAAUGGCACCCCGUGUUUUUCACAACACCCGGCUCACCGGCUCAAGCCUGCAUCCUGACAGCUGGGUCGCCGGUAAUGACCCGAGUUCUAAUCUUUUGUCAAUAUUAGCAUCGUUAGACAAAGGUAACGCGGCGUGACCAGUUUAUCUUAAUUCAUAUUUCUUUGAAAAAAAAAAAACAGAGCGCCGGCAGUGUUUAUUUAAUUAGAUACAUUUUAGGUCAAUAUGUCUUCGCUGUAGCACAAUAUUAUAGAGUGAUUUAAUUAUAAUAUACCGUGUAAACAACACGUUUGUCGUUGGAGUGUAAUGAAUUAAUACGCAGCUCUGUAAUUGAAUCUGUAAUCUAGUCACCGGCUGGCUGUGUUAUUACAGUUAUAUCCCUGUUUUGUUUUUGUUUUUUUAAAUGAAUUAAAUACAAUAUAAAUUCAAAUAAUAAUGAUAUUGAUACGCAGUAAUUGCGUUAGAUCGCCCGUUCGUCUCCAGUCUCCGAGUUAACCCGAUCGAACACGAGUCUCUUCGGUUUACCUCUCCCAUUGGCUGCCUGGGCCGGCCAAUCAGCGGCGAGCAGGGGGGGCAUGGACUGCCUGGCAAGUCCACGUGCUUUUCUGCGUGUUUUUUUCACAGAGUCGCACCCUGCGGGGGUCGCUCUGACCAAUCAGAGGCGGCGCUUGCACGUUUUUUUUUGUUUUGUUUUGAAUCGUUAUGUAAUCUGGAGCGGUCAGCGGGGCUGGGACUCUCGGGAUCGAAACACAGCCGAUCCGGGCUUGAGUCGAAACCUGUUGAAUGAACAAACGAAACGCGAUGAAUAAUUAGAGUACCGAUGAAGGACGACCAGGCUGCGAGACGAACAGCAACGAAGAUUUUUAAAAACCCGGACAGAAGGACCAAAUCUGCUCCACUCCUCGCGGGAGAGAGAGAGAGAGAGAGAGAGAGAGAAAUCCAGCCGCCACCACAAAACCAGAAAGGAAAACAGACAGACUUGUGAUUUUCCGAUGGCUGGUUUCUGAGUAACAAGCCCGUCCCCCACCCCAGGAGCAGCACAAGACUUAACGAAAAGACUCUUUACAAACUGCAGCUGGCGCUGCGACACGAGGGCUUGAUUAUAAGAAAGCUUCAGUUAAAACAAACCUUAUUAAAUCCACCAGAGUUUGCACUUAAUAAUUUAUUGAUAAUAAUUAAUUAAUUUACAUCUUCUAUAUUUCUAACUUUCAUACGCUGAAGAUUUUGAGAACCUUUAUAAUUUAUAAUCCUCUUUCCUCCUCACCCACCCCUGGUUCUGUGUAUUCAAUAGACCUUAACUUCAUCAGAAUGCACAGUCCCAUUGAGGAGUGCUCCACUUAGUGGCCGUUCCUGUGCAUUGCAAGCCGCCUUAAUUAUGAGCGACGACAAUUCCGAUUCCGCGGGCAGCCGCGGCGACGACGCGUCGGCGGUGGGCGGGGCCGGCGUUCUGGACAUCGCAGGGGCCGCGCAGGGCCCGGAGGGAGGGGCCCGGGGGUCCGGGGCCUCCUCGGACGAGAUGGACGCACACAGCAGCGGGAACGAGACCGCGGGACACGAGAGCAACAGCAGCUCCAGCUGCCACGACAAGGACUCGGGCGUCCUGCUGGAAACCACGGAGAGCAACAAGAGUUCAAACUCGCAGAGCCCGUCUCCUCCCAGCAGCUCCAUCGCAUACAGCCUGCUGAGCGGCAGCUCUGAGCAAGACAACCCCUCCACCAGCGGCUGCAGCUCUGACCAGUCCGCCCGGGUGAAGACUCAGGAGGAGCUGAUGAAGGCUCUGAAGGAGCUGAGACUCGGAGUGCCGUCCGAGCGGCACAGCAAGGGCAAGACCAGCACCCUGGCAGCCCUGCAGUACGCACUGAGCUGUGUGAAGCAAGUGAGAGGUAACCAGCAGUACUUCCACCAGUGGGCUCAGUACGAGAGGCAGCCCUGCAGCCUGGAGCCGUCAGCAUUCACCAUCGAGGAGCUGGAGACCAUCACCUCCGCGUGCAGCCUGAAGAACACGGACACGUUCUCGGUCGUGGUUUCCUACCUGACUGGUCAGAUUGUCUACACCUCACACCAAGCCUCCUAUGUGCUCCGCUGUAAGCCCGAGGCCCUGAAGGGGGCCAGAUUCUCCGAGCUCCUGGCCCCCCAGGAUGUGAGCGUGUUCUACAGCUCCACCGCGCCCUGCCGUCUGCCUUCCUGGAGCGCCUGCAUGGGAGCAGCUGUCGCCCCUCUGGACUGCGCCCAGGAGAAGUCCAUGUUCUGCCGAAUCAGCAGUGGCAGGGAGAAGGGUGGGGAGGUGCGUUACUGCCCCUUCCGACUGGCCCCCUACCUGCUCACCCUCCGAGACCCGGAGACCCUUGAACCCCAGCCGUGCUGCCUCCUCCUCGCUGAGAAAAUCCACUCUGGAUACGAGGCUCCCAGAAUACCUCCAGACAAACGCAUUUUCACCACCAGUCACACGCCCAGCUGCCUCUUUCAAGAUGUUGACGAACGGGCUGUCCCUCUUUUGGGGUACCUGCCCCAGGACCUCGUGGGGACCCCGGUUCUGCCCUACCUUCACCCCGAAGACAGACCGCUCAUGAUCGCCAUUCACAAAAAAAUUCUGAAGCUCGCGGGCCAGCCCUUUGACCACUCCCCGAUCCGGUUCUGUGCUCGGAACGGCGAGUACGUCACCAUCGACACCAGCUGGUCCAGCUUCAUCAACCCCUGGAGCCGCAAGGUGGCCUUCAUCAUCGGCAGACACAAAGUCAGGACGAGCCCCCUGAACGAGGAUGUCUUCUCUCUCCCUCGUGUGGUUCAUGUCAAGUCUAUGGAGCCCGAGAUUCACCAGCUGAGUGGACAGAUCCAUCGGCUCCUGGUGCAGCCCGUUGUCUCCAGUGGUUCUCAGGGGUACUGCAGUGUUGAGAGUAGCGGUUCCCAUGAGCAGCUCCUCAGCAUCGCCUCGUCCAGCGACAGCAACGGAGCCGCGGCCGAGGAGGCCAGGCUGCACAAACCAAUGACAUUCCAGCAGAUCUGUAAGGAUGUUCACAUGGUGAAGAAUCAGGGCCAGCAGCUCUUCAUAGAGUCCAGAGCAAGAGUACAGCCCUGGAGACACCAGCCAGUGGAGACCCCCAAGCAGCCCGGGGAGACCCCCAAAGAGACGGCCUGCGUACCCCGAAUCUCAGCUCUCGAGGAGGCUGUGAGGAAAGAGCCUCCCUCCACCUACUCCUAUCAGCAAAUCAACUGCCUGGACAGCAUCAUCCGGUAUCUGCAAAGCUGUAACACCCCCAGUACAGUGAAGAGGAAGUGUGGCUCCUCCUCCGGCACGACGUCAUCGAAUUCCGACGAUGACAAGCGGAUGAAUCGAGCUGGCUCGAGAGGCCAGGCUGCUCCUGCCUCUGCUGCCGCCCCUCCGGCCUCGGGGCAGGGGGGGGCUCCGGGCUCGUCCCACCCCCUCGCCCCCCUCGCCCUGCCAAGCAAGGCUGCCAGCGUGGUCUCCGUCACGAGCCAGUGUAGCUUCAGCAGCACCAUCGUGCACGUGGGGGACAAGAAACCACCGGAGUCAGAGAUCGUGAUGAUGGAGGAGCCUGCCACGCCUUCCCAGGCCCCUCCCCCUGCCACGCCCAGCGCGACCCCUGACCCCAAGGACCCCUACCGCCGGGUGGGGCUGACCAAGGAGGUCCUGUCUGUGCACACGCAGAAUGAGGAGGAGGUCUUCCUGAACAGAUUCAAGGACCUGAGCGAGCUGAGAGUGUUCGACCCCGCGGGGCAGGAGCAGAGGGGCAGUACCCCCACCGGGGGCAACAGAGGAGCCGGGCGCAGUUCCCGAAACUACCCAACAGGGGGCAGCAGCAGCCGAAGAGGCAAAUCCAAAGUCAAACGCCUCAAACCCCACCAGCACUCCCCCAGCAUCGCCCCCCUCCAGCACGCCCCCCUCCUCUCCCCCCGAAACAUGCCCCAGCCCCCCUCCCCCUUGCUCCUUGACUCCUGGCCCCUCUCCGCUCCCUCUCAGUCCAGCCUCCCUCGGCUUCCCUUCCCUGGGGUUCUCCCAGCCUACCCCCUGUACCCCCCCCGGGUCCCCGAUUCACACCAGGUUGGUCUCCGCUACCCCGUCACGCCGGCCCCCCUCGUCGCCCCCGUGAUGGCUUUCGUGCUCCCCAAUUACAUGUUCCCUCAACUGAGCGCCCCUCUGCCCCAGCCCAUCUACCCAAACCCUCCUCAGAUGUACCCCUGUGCCCCGGCAGCAGCAGCUGCAGCCCCCGCCCUCGCCCCCCUCCGAGCCCCCUCUCGGGAGACCCCCAAACCCCUGUCCCGCUCCAGCACCCCCCAGUCCGGCAGCUGCCCCCCGCACGAGCGGGAAGGGGCCCGGUCGCCCCUCUUUGAGUCCCAGUGCAGCUCCCCUCUGCAGCUCAAUCUGCUGCAGUUGGAAGACGGCGCCCCCAACAGGCAGGAAGUGGCGACGCAGGCAGCAGCGACGGCUCGGGAGUGGGCGGGGCCUCAGGCCGGAGGCGGGGCCAGGAAGCAGGCGGUCGCAGGAAGUGAGGUCGUCCGGGAGCAAAACAAACACGCCCGUGCUCUCAGCUCCCCUGACCAGGACGCCAUGUCGAGCUCCACUGACCUGCUGGACCUGCUCCUGCAGGAGGACUCCCGAUCGGGCACUGGCUCGGCCGCCUCGGGGUCCUCGGGCUCCGGGUCCAACGGCUGCAGCGCCUCCGCCAGCGGGACCAGAAGCAGUCGGAGCAGCCACACCAGCAAAUACUUUGGCAGCAUCGACUCCUCGGAGAACGGGCUGGGCGGGCAGCAGCGCAGCGGGGGCCGGAGCGGGGCGGGCAGCCUGGCUCCAGAGAGCGAGCAGUUCCUGAAGUGUGUGCUGCAGGACCCCCUCUGGCUGCUCAUGGCCAACGCUGACGAGAAGGUCAUGAUGACUUACCAGAUACCUGCCAGAGACAUGCAGACGGUGCUCAGGGAGGACAGGGAGAGGCUGAAGGCCAUGCAGAGGCAGCAGCCUCGGUUCAGCGAGGCGCAGAAGAGGGAGCUGAGCGAGGUGCACCCCUGGAUCAGGAGCGGGAGGCUGCCCACGAGCCUGAGCGCGGCUGCGUGUGUGGGCUGUGGUCUCGCUACCCCGGUCCCCGCGGCGAUGCCUUUCGACGUGGAAAUCCACGACAUGGAGCUGAGCGGAAUGCUGGACUCCGGGGGGGAGAACGGAGGGAAGGCGACCGUCGUCCCGGAAACGGCCAUGGAGGAGGAAGGGGAGGAGCCAGCGACGCACGGCAACGACCAGGAAAUGCCAUCCGAGGAGCGGGAGACGAGGAAGACCGAGAACGAGGACAAGAGACAAUAAGAGACACAGGGACACAACACAAUCAGAGACAUGAGGACGAGACACAGGGACCACAAGACAAUGAGAGACACGAGGACAAGACAGGAGACACAGGGACACGAGACAAGCAGUGCCUCAUGAGUGAAGAUUAAAAAUGAAAAGGAAUUUGAAAAAUCUCUAGAUAUAUCUAUUUUUUUUUAUUAAAAUCUCCCCAAAAAAUGGACAAUUUUCAAACAGAAGAAGGUAAUGUAGAUACACAAAUGUGAUUGAUCAAAAAUCAAUGAUAUCAGGACGUUUCUUAGUCCGAAACAUCCUGAUUAGAAUUUUUAUCAAUUAUUCACAAUUUUGUGGACCUGCAUUAUCCUUUUUUUUUUAGGAUUUUGCACCUGAUGGUACGCAGCUGUUUUCCAUUUUAAAAUGAUAUAUAUGUUUGUGUAUUUUUGGAAAAAGAAAAAAAAUGUUGUUUAUUUAUCUACUGAACGUCAGUUCCCCAACCAGACUUUUUUUUUUUUUUAAUAAUUUAAAAAAAACAGUUGAUUACUUCCCCAAAAUGUAUUUAUUUUUUACUUGUUUACAUUUUUAAUUAGCGACAAAAAAAAAGGUUUGUAACUUUUUUUUUUUUUUAAAGAUGAAAGAGAAAAAAAAAAUUGAAUAAUAAUAAUAAUAAUAAUAAUAAUCAGCCAUUUUGAAAAAACUCCUGGCUGAAAAAUGUAAAAUGGAGUAGGUGUUCCCAUGGAAACAAGGCAGGUGAUGAUAGGGGCCAAAGAGUUUUGAUUGGCUGAGAUCUCCCACGGAGAUGUAGCCAUUAUGAUGUCAUGAGUAGGUGGAGUCCAGAUCAGACACUGGAGAUCAUUGUUUAUUAUUGUUAAUGCAAUUGUUGUUGUUGUUAUAUGUUGUGAAUUGAGGCAAAAGGAGAAUUUCUAUUGGCUGUGCUCACACGGCAACCUGUGACAAAAUUACCAGUUCUUAAUUGUGAUUGGCUGCCCUCUCCUUCGCAGAGGCUUUUCUAAGUGUGAAGCGAGAGUGAGCUGUGCUCACACGGAGACCAAGGACAGUUUACAGAUCCUGAAUUCUGAUUCGCUGUGCUCACACGGCAACCAAGGACAGUUUACAGAUCCUAAAUUCCGAUUGGCUGUUCCCUUCUUCAAAGAGAGAGACAGUGGACUUUGGUUUAAUGGGAUUAACAAAACCAGUACUGAGGAUUUCAAAGCAUAACAGUGGCACCAAACGCAAGUGACAUGAACACAGCCUCUCCCUUGCUCUCUCUUUCUCAUGUGAUGUCGGGGUUCAUUGCACCAUGUUCACAUUUUGUAUUAAAAUAAAAAAUAAAAUAAAAAAUA
Acipenser ruthenus (sterlet) is the source of this 7513-nucleotide messenger RNA. RefSeq names its product period circadian protein homolog 1-like. Gene Ontology annotation, biological process: negative regulation of transcription by RNA polymerase II; entrainment of circadian clock by photoperiod; circadian regulation of gene expression. NCBI's taxonomy places the organism in Eukaryota, Metazoa, Chordata, Actinopteri, Acipenseriformes, Acipenseridae. The coding region runs from base 2262 to 6194 and encodes 1310 amino acids. Gene Ontology annotation, cellular component: nucleus; cytoplasm. The transcript is spliced from 23 exons. The record is from RefSeq and is a predicted model, not a curated record. Gene Ontology annotation, molecular function: transcription cis-regulatory region binding; transcription corepressor binding.